GCAGAGGCUUGCGCGCGCGGCGGGCAUGGAACGUUGGUAGAGUUCGCGGGUCUCGGGGGUCGGAGCAGCACGCCGGGAGCCGCCCUGCGCCGAAGUGGGGAUCCGGGAGGCGGGCAGCUCUGAGAUUAAUGCACGCAUUUAAAACUCCCCGAACCCGUGGACAGCAUGCAUAGGAAACACCUCCAGGAGAUUCCAGACCAAAGUAGCAACGUUUCCACUAGUUUCACCUGGGGAUGGGAUUCUAGCAAGACUUCGGAACUUCUCUCAGGCAUGGGCGUCUCCGCCCUGGAGAAGGAGGACGUGGACAGUGAGAACAUCCCUCAGGAACUGCUCUCAAACCUCAGCCACUCGCAGAGCCCCCCACGGAAACGGCUCAAGAGCAAAGGGAAUGACAAAGACUUUGUGAUCGUCCGCAGACCCAAGCUGAAUAAAGAGAUCUCUCCAGGUGUUUCAUGGGACUCCCUUCCAGAUGAACUGCUUUUGGGAAUCUUUUCCUGUCUCUGCCUCCCCGAACUCCUGAAAGUCUCCAGUGUUUGUAAGAGGUGGUAUCACCUAGCGUUUGAUGAAUCUCUCUGGCAGACCUUAGACCUCACAGGUAAAAACCUGCACCCAGACGUGACUGGUCGCUUGCUGUCUCGAGGGGUGAUCGCCUUCCGCUGCCCACGAUCAUUUAUGGACCAACCAUUAGUUGAACAUUUCAGUCCUUUUCGUGUACAGCACAUGGACCUGUCCAACUCAGUGAUCAACGUGUCUGCCCUCCUCGGCAUUCUGUCUCCCUGCUCCAAGCUCCAGAAUCUGAGCCUGGAAGGUCUGCAGCUCUCGGACCCCAUUGUCAAUCAUCUUGCGCAGAAUUCAAAUUUAGUGCGCCUCAACCUUUCUGGGUGUUCCGGAUUUUCCGAUUCUGCCCUGAAGACUUUGCUGAGCAGCUGUUGCAGAUUGGAGGAGCUGAACCUCUCCUGGUGUUUUGACUUCACUGAAAAGCAUGUGCAAGUGGCUGUUGCGCAUGUGUCAAAUACCAUCACCCAGAUCAAUCUUAGCGGUUACAGAAAGAAUCUCCAGAGAUCAGAUGUCUCUACCUUAGUUGGAAGAUGUCCCAAUCUUGUCCACCUAGACUUAAGUGAUAGUGCUAUGUUAACAAAUGAUUGCUUUGAGGAAUUUUACCAGCUCAGCUACCUCCAACACCUGUCUCUCAGUCGGUGCUAUGAUAUAAUACCUGAGACUUUACUUGAACUUGGAGAAAUUCCCACACUAAAAACACUGCAAGUUUUUGGAAUCGUGCCAGAGAAUACCCUUCAGUUGUUAAAGGAAGCCCUUCCUCAUCUACAGAUUAAUUGUUCCCAUUUCACCACCAUUGCCAGGCCGACCAUUAGUAACAUAAAGAACCAGGAGAUAUGGGGCAUCAAAUGCCGACUGACACUUCAAAAGCCAAGUUGUGUAUGAAGUAUUUAUUGUCGGAUGGUGUCUCCUUUGGAACAGGGAAGUAGGCAGGAAGCCCAAAUGCGCGCGUGCUCAGCUAUUUUUAUUCUUGGUUUUCCCUUUGCCUUCCUUCUGCAAGUGUAUUAGAGAAAUCAUUUGAGAGAAAACUGUGAAGAGUUGCCGUGAGCUGUCACUGCUAUACCUUUAGAGCCUAAUCUGUAGGCCUUUUAAUAUUUUAGGAGAAACCUCUCAUUUCAAGGCUCCUUAAACAGUAAAAUCUGACCCACCUCUUCCAAGUAUCCUUCUUAUUAUAUCUAUUUAAAAUCAAGCUUAUAAAUCAUCAGAAAUCAUCUACAGACUAUAUGGUAACUUCUCUUUUUCAGUAUUGCUUUUAUGACAUAUAUUGGAAGAAUAAUAAGCUAUUUGUGUUGAGGCAAACAAAAAGAAUCAUAGGACUGUAGCAUUUGAAGCAGUCUCUUCUGGGGCUAGGAAAAGAAAAACAUACCAUUUCAACUUUGCCUAGAGAUUUGAAAUAAGAUUCUUGGAAACAAAUAGCCCUACCUGGGUAAUUCACCUUAAAACCUAAUUACAAAGCAGCCAGGGGUAUAGAAUUGGUGGAGAAUUUGAAGGCUCAAAAGGCAGUUUUGUAUGACAGGUUGAUGUGAAGUAUCCUCUAAUGCACAUGAACAUCCUUCAGUGUACUAUGUUGCUGGAAUUCUGUGGUAGCUGAGGAAAUAUAAGCAUGGUCUUCUAACUUCAUGAUCAAAUUAUGUUAACAUGGACUCUUUUAACUUUUAAAAUGACUUGCUUUGUUUUAGAAAGGUGGCAGUAACCAGGCAGUCUCUAUUGUUAAAUGUUGGAUGGAAUGUUGAACUGAAGUUGCCUUUUUCCUUUACCACUGAGUUCUUGAAGCUAUUUUUAUAUUACUCUGAAAUCAGGUAUUUUAAAUUACCUUUUUUUAAUGUCUUCUGUAAUAAUUUGUUUGAAACUCCUCAUUUUGUAAGGUUACUGGAUCUGAAGUCCCCUAAGAAGAAAUGCAUGUUCCUUUCGAUCAGAAUGAUGCUCAGUAAACAUGUGUUGCACCUACAUAAAAGUUCAAACUCAGGUGUUAACCUUUGAAUAGAAAUAUUUUUUUAAUGGUACAGAGAAGCAAAAGGAUUAAGUUCUAUUUUAAAAAAAUAAAACCACAAAACACUAGCUUCAUAUUUAAAUUGAUGAGGUCCCCCUAUGUUCAAAGUGGGGGGAAAAAAAGCCAAAUCCAUCACUUCUAUUAACAUUCAUUUUUUUUAAAUCAGACCAUCAAAUGUUAGAAAUGAUGGUGUGAAGUGCCCUUACCUGCUGAGACCUAAGGAAAAUACUGUAGUGUUAUACAGGAAAUGAUAAUGUUUCAAUUUCAUAGUAGUUAAAAGUGCUAAAUACUACUUGAAAUUAUUGUUUACAGAUUAGUGACAAGGGCUGGCGAUAGAAUCGGUUGGACUCUGACUUCUGGAUACCCUCAAAUAUGACAUACUUCCGAAUUCAAGUACAGCCAUAAGCUAUUUUGCUAACAUGUCAGAGUAAUCUGUAUUUUUGUAUGUGAUUUCUUUUAUACUUUUUAUAGACUUGUUUUAAAAUA
Molecule: messenger RNA, 3031 nt
Organism: Talpa occidentalis (Iberian mole)
Lineage: Eukaryota; Metazoa; Chordata; Mammalia; Eulipotyphla; Talpidae
Gene: SKP2
Product: S-phase kinase associated protein 2
Exons: 10
Coding region: 166-1440 (424 amino acids)
Biological process (GO): SCF-dependent proteasomal ubiquitin-dependent protein catabolic process
Cellular component (GO): SCF ubiquitin ligase complex
Molecular function (GO): protein binding
Source: RefSeq, a predicted model, not a curated record